GUGGGGCCAGCCUCGCCCCAGGCGGCGCGAGAAGGCGACGACCCGGAGCGCACGCUGCACGGCGGCGCCCCGUCCUCGCCCGCCGGCGACGAGGAGGAGGGCCUGCGGAGGCAGAUCGAGGACGGCGCUGCACCGCGCCCGCCCGACGAG
Messenger RNA from Prorocentrum cordatum, 150 nucleotides. Lineage: Eukaryota; Dinophyceae; Prorocentrales; Prorocentraceae. The record is from the annotation of a GenBank genome assembly.